Messenger RNA from Arabis nemorensis, 639 nucleotides. The record is from the annotation of a GenBank genome assembly. NCBI's taxonomy places the organism in Eukaryota, Viridiplantae, Streptophyta, Magnoliopsida, Brassicales, Brassicaceae.
AUGGAAACUUUUAAGCGGUCACGAGAGAGAUUUGAGGCUGUGCGUUCUGGUCGAGGACGACAGACCGGAUCCACGAUGGCCACGCCAUCAGCACAGCCAUCAGGAGGCAGCAUUUCCAUUCCCGAGACACAACCAUCUGUCCCACAACAACUCGAUAUUGACUCGUUGCUGUGGCAGCCUGGCCGAAGCCAUUGUGUUUGUCUUUCCCCAGACUUUGAACGUAACACAACUUGGUUCGGGUUAAAGAAUGAUAUCACGAAUACUAUAACUACGAUGCUUUAUAACCAACUUACAAAGGGGUACUACACGUAUUCCAACCUUCUGAUCGAGACACAGGACUUGUGGUUUGCCACUUCUGCGCAAGUGUUUACAUGGGAACCAUCAAUCACGGCAAAGGUGCGCAUUGCCUUUGACAAACAGGCGAGAACCUCUUUUAGCGGCCACUGUACGAGUGGGGGCAAAGUACUUUAUUGGCAAUUGGAAUCGACCAUGUCCACUUCCGAGACAAACUCAAAGAACCAUAAGAGCGAGCGAGACGGAAAAGGGAUUGCGACUCAUAAUUUGGAAGCGAAGUCACCUCAACGUGUAGCAUAUGAAAUGGUAAUUGCUUAUGAAAUGGUUAUUCAAAUUCUUUCCUAA